UCUGCCGUAGCGAAUGACUCUGAGAGGACCCUGUUGCCGGGUCCGAGUCCACUUUUGCUACUCGGCCUUCCUCCCAGGCAGCGGGCACUGGGCUCGGGGGCGUGGCGCAGGCCUGACCCCGCCCCCGCCGCUGGGCGGCUGGGGCCUGGUCGCCAUGGCGACGGGCUGUACACUACAGCAGCUUCCUAGGCCGCGGGUGCUGACUAUCUGACUACUCGACUACCCGAGGGUUAUGGCCGCCUCGAAGCCGCAGGGCUCCAGCUUCGCGACCUCGUCGAGAACACACCUGCGGCCUUCAGGAGUGACCAUAGAUGACUCCUUCAUCACAGAAACUAAGAACUCCCAGAAAAACAAGCUUUCUCAGAAACGGAAGACGCUGGGAGAAGCAGAGAGCAUGGAGCGCGCAGGAACACCACCUUCCAGCCAUCCGCUGGCAGAGGCCUUCCCAGAUAUUAAUAAACCAGUCCUGUCAGUUCUCCAUCGGCGGCCACCUGUCCCCAUGGCCCACAUACACCAGUGGCCAGACCAUUCUGCAUAAUCGAAAGCCCUGUUCAGAUGACUGCCGGAAGCGAGCAGGAAGCUGGCAGCAGCAGCCCCUGGGCACUACCAAGCCAUGGUACCUGGAGCAACUAGAGAACUACCUACGCAAGGAGCUCCUCCUGCUGGACCUGGGCACAGAUUCUGCCCAGGAGCUGAGGCUGCAGCCUUAUAGAGAGAUCUUUGAGUUCUUCAUAGAGGACUUCAAAACGUACAAGCCAUUGCUAUCCUCCAUCAAGAAUGCGUAUGAGGUGAUGCUGGCCCAUCAGAGGGAGAAGAUUCGAGCUCUGGAGCCCUUGAAGGCCAAGCUUGUCACUGUGAAUGAGGACUGCAAUGAGAGGAUCCUGGCCAUGAGGGCUGAGGAGAGAUACGAAAUCUCCAUGCUGAAGAAAGAGAAGAUGAAUUUGCUAAAACUCAUUGACAAAAAGAAUGAGGAGAAGAUCUCAUUGCAGACUGAGGUGACUAAACUAAGGAAGAAGUUGGCUGAGGAGUACCUGCACUACCUCACUGAGCGAGAUGCCCGCAAGAUUCUCAUUGCAGACCUGAAUGAGCUACGGUACCAGCGAGAAGACAUGUCAUUAGCCCAAUCCCCAGGCAUCUGGGGAGAGGACCCCGUGAAGUUAACACUGGCUCUGAAGAUGACCCGGCAAGACCUGACCCGCACACAGAUGGAACUCAACACCAUGAAGGCCAACUUUGGAGAUGUGGUGCCCAGAAGGGACUUUGAAAUGCAGGAGAAGACCAACAGGGAUCUGCAGGAGCAGCUGGACAGCUUGAGAGACGACUACGAAGAGGUCCGCAAGGAGCAUGAAAUACUGCUGCAGUUGCACAUGAGCACACUGAAGGAGCGGGACCAGUUUUAUUCUGAGUUGCAGGAGAUCCAGCGCACCUCCACGCCACGGCCUGACUGGACCAAGUGUGAAGAUGUAGUGUCUGGGGGCCCAGAUCGCUGGCAUAUGCUGGCUGAGGGCAAGAACAGUGACCAGCUGGUGGAUGUGCUCCUGGAGGAGAUUGGCGAGGGGCUGCUCCGGGAGAAAGACUUCUUCCCUGGUUUGGGCUAUGGGGAAGCCAUCCCCCCUUUCCUUCGAUUUGAUGGCAUUGUGGAGAACAAGAAGCCAACCAAGAAGGAUGUGGUAAAUCUCCUCAAGGAUGCCUGGAAGGAGCGGCUCGCUGAGGAGCAGAAAGAGAAGUUUCCAGAUUUCUUCUUCAAUUUCCUGGAGCGUCGCUUUGGGCCUGGUGAUGCCAUGGCCUGGGCUUAUACCAUUUUUGAAAAUAUCAAGCUCUUCCGCUCCAAUGAAGUCAUGAGUCAGUUUUAUGCAGUCUUGAUGGGAAAGAGUAGUGAAAUUGUGUACAUCAAGCAUAAGGAGACAGUAGCACAGCUGCUGAAGGAGAUGACGAAUGUUGACAGUCAGAACGAGGGGCUACUAACCAUGGAGCAGUUAAGCACUGUCCUCAAGAGCAUCUUCCCCUUCAAGAAGGAAGAGAAAAUUCAGGAGUUGAUGGAGGCAGGGGGCUGGCAUCCCAACAGCAGCAAUGCAGACUUCCUCAACUACCGCUCAUUGUUUAUGGAGGACGAGGAGGGCCAGAGUAUGCACUUUGUGCAAAAGCUGUGGGAACAGUAUAUGGAUGAAAAGGAUGAAUAUUUACAGGAGCUAAAGCAGGAGCUGGGCCUGGAACUUCGUGAUGAGGUGACCCUACGCAAGGUACGUGAGGCCCUGAUGAACAUUGAUCCCGGUCUGGACAAGCAGACUCUGAACAGCUAUUUGAGCCAGGCCUUCCAGCUACCUGUGACAGAACUGCCAGAGGAGGGUGAGAAGGAAGAGGGCAUUGUGACACGGCUCCAGGCUGCACUGGAACAGCUUCAGAUGGCUGACAUCAGGCGCAUGGGCGCUCGAGAGCAUGAGCCUGCAAGCUAGUGCCACUGUGGGCAGCCUGUGUACUCCAGUACUGCUAACCUCUGACUUUUAGUAUAAAAUUGUUUGAACCCAUGAUAUUCUCCAGGUUAUGCUGGGGGGUUAGUCCCUGCCUGGCUGGUCCCAAGACAUGCACCA
Messenger RNA from Equus quagga, 2588 nucleotides. RefSeq names its product translin associated factor X interacting protein 1 (gene TSNAXIP1). The transcript has 17 exons. Gene Ontology annotation, cellular component: cytoplasm. Bases 312 to 2453 code for a protein of 713 amino acids. The record is from RefSeq and is a predicted model, not a curated record. Lineage: Eukaryota; Metazoa; Chordata; Mammalia; Perissodactyla; Equidae.